AUGGUUAACUCUUUUCCUUAUAUCAUGAUGAAGUAUGAAGAACGAUUCUUGGGUAUCAAAGAGUACCUUUACCCCUUUGAUGCCUGGUAUCCAUUCGAUAAAAUCAAUUUUUAUGGCGGAGCAUACGUUUGGGAAAGUUGUAUGACUACUUUGGUUGUGUUUGUAUAUGCGUUUACUAAUAUGCUCAAUGCAACAUUGAUUAUCUUGACCUGCAUGGAACUAAAGAUACUUGGUAAUUGUAUUGAGGAAAUACUGAGUUCAGAUGAUGUUGAGAUGAUUAAGCUAGGAAUAGACGUCGUUAACAUACAAAACAGAGCUACUAUAAAAUUGAAAGCUUUGAUAGCAAGGCAUGAGGAUUUAGCCAAGCGAGUCGCUGCACUAGAUACUGUUUUGGGAAUAGCUAUGCUCCUAAAUUACUCUUUAGGGGCUGUUUUCAUUUGUCUAACAGCCUUUACGUCAAGUAGCGAGAAUUUAACGGAAUCAAUUUAUUCAUCGGAUUGGCUCUACGCCAGCCCUGAGAUGAAGAAGAUAAUGUUGAUGCUCAUGAUGCGAACCCAAAAGCCGUUGGAGCUCACGGGAAAUGGGUUCAUUAUUAUGAAUAUGGAUACAUUUAGCAGGCAAAUGGGGGGAACAGUCCGUCAGAUAAAAGUAUUUGAAAAUGUUUGCAAACGAAAUGAGCCUGCGAACCAAUUAGAACCACCAGGAGCACACUACUAUGACUCAUUAGAACCUUCAACAGCUGCUGGAUCUAAUGGAAAUGGUCAGUCAACAGCUAAUGCAGCUGCGCAAGCAACUACAACAACGAACAGACGCAAAAGGAAAAGGAAACCCAUCAUACCGAACAAUGAAAACGCAAGCAUUGGCUCGAAAAAUUCACCCGCUUCAUCAAAUACUACAGGCGCAGCAAAAAGUAAAAACCAAACAGAACCUAAAACCGGUGAAUCACAAAAACCAAUAAAGGGCACUCCUAAAGAAAAGUCAUCAAACAAAACAAAGAGCCAAGAAAAGGAUGAUCAAUCACAGCCAUCAAAAAACACUUCAGAACCUGAAAGUAAAUCAAAUGGGCAAAUAAAUUCUAAAAGUAAAAAUGCUACGCAGCCCAAGUCAUCGCAGCAACAAAAUACUGGAAAUAAAACGGAGGCUGGAAGUAGUACAGAUAAAAACAAUAAGGAAAAAGAAUCUUCCAAGCCAAUUGGUGCAGAGAAAUCAACAAAAGAUAAAUCUAAACAAAAAGAAAAUGAUAACGAUACAUCCGAAAGUGAUGAAUCAAAUGAAAGUAAUGGCGAUCAAAGCAAAAAGAAAAAGAGCAAAAAUACGAAAAGCAACGAAGAAACAGAUGAUGACCUCGAUACAUCUACUAGUGACAAAACGGAUUCCAAAAACAAUAAAAAAAAUACAGAAGAAUCUAGUGAGGAAAAUUCAGAUAAAGAAAAAAAAUCGAAACCAGCCAGGAAAAAUAGGAAGCAUAAACAAUCUAAAAAACCAGCGUCUUCAGAAGAUAGUGCACAAUCCAGUGAUGAAGACAAUACAAGAAAACGAUCGCGUAAUAAGGAAAAGAGGCGAAACCCUUCACAGACUAGACAUCAUGGACGGAACAGAUCGAGUCGGUCAAUUAAUGAGGACACACAAAACGAUGACGACUGCGAAGAUAAAAUUGUUGACGACUUUAUUCAAUAUGAAAACCAAAAUUCUAACAGUCACGAAGAAAAGCCUUGUGAGGAUAAGGUAUUAGACAAGUUGGAAUAUUUAACAAAUCUUAGCGAUGAUAGCAGUUCUGCGGAAUCUGAUAGCUCUGAUGAGUCGGGUUCCCCAAGUAAUCCUAGAAAACACCAGAAGCCCAAGCCGGGUAAGUCUGGAAAACCGGGCAAACACAAUCAACCCAGCGAGGAAAGUAGUUCUGAGGAACCAGAUAGCUCUGACGAAUCGGGUUCACCUAGCAGGCCUGGUAACCAUCAGAAGCCCAAGCCGGGUAAGUCUGGAAAACCAGGCAAAAACAACCGACCUAGCGAGGAAAGUAGUUCUGAGGAACCAGAUAGCUCUGAUGAAUCGGGGUUCACCUAG
Molecule: messenger RNA, 2061 nt
Organism: Leptosia nina
Lineage: Eukaryota; Metazoa; Arthropoda; Insecta; Lepidoptera; Pieridae
Source: the annotation of a GenBank genome assembly